AUGGCUUCAAAAUGUACGAAAACAAAAUGUGUGAAAUCAGGAAAAGAAAAUUUGCAAUGCAUUCAAUGUUUUCAGUGCGAAAAUUGUUUUCACAUAAAAUGUGUUGGUUUGAGUGAUGAAGCUUUUGAAGUGACACGUGGUUUCGAUAGUUUUAAAUGGUUUUGUGAUAUUUGUCUGAAGAAGUUAUGCAACGUUAAAACUCUCUCUAAAAUAGUCAGUGACAAAAAUGAUGAAAUCAACUUAAAAGUCGAAAAAAUUAACGAAAUGAACGGUUUGCUAAAAAAGGAACUUAAAUUGAUAAAAGAGAUGUUGAACAGUAACAGUGCAAAAUUAGAUAGCCUUGAUAGGCCUGAUAGCAAGUUAUCUGCUGAGAUCAGCACAUUCAAAAGUGAUUUGAAAUCUUCUUUUGCUACUGUUGUUGGCCAAGAAGUGAAGAAAAACAUUGAGUGUGUCAAUCUGGAACUUAAAACGGUUAAAAGAAAAUUAACUGAGUCAAUUGAUAUAAAAGACAGAGAAAGAAAUAUAAUAAUUUUCAAUUUACAAGAAGUGUUGGAUAGUUUGAUGUCUAAAGAGACCGUGAUGACAAAUGCACACAAAUUGAAAUUAAUGUCGGUCGAACUGAGUAAAGUCUGGAUUAGCAAUGAUCUGACACCUGAGCAGAGAAGUGAAUUAAAGAAACUGAGUCAGAGGUCCUGUGGGAAGAUGGCGGAUUGUGAAGUUCAGAAAUUAACUGAUGAGGGUGUUGUUGACUGGAGGGCCAGUCGGAGGAUGAUUCAUGCUACAGCUCAAAAAUUAACCAUGAAAAAUUACAAUGAUUUAAAAAUUGGCCUGGGGCUCCUCAACAUAAGAUCUAUAAUGUCAAAAUAUGAAAUGGUGUGUGAUAUAAUUCGUGGAGAAUUGGAUAUUCUUGUAUUAACUGAAACAUGGCAUGGGUCGUCAGAUGAGUUUGCUGUUCGAUGCGCGAUGCCCCCUGGUUAUAAGUUUGUAGAUUACGUCAGACCUCACGAUCCAUAUCAUGGCGGAAUUAUAAUUUAUUUCAAGAAAGAGUUCAUUUAUAAACCUGUUGAGUUACCCGCCGUGAUAACUUUUGAAGCUGUUGCAAUUAAAUUGAGAGUAAACAAAUCUGAUUUUAUUUUGUUAUCAAUUUAUAGACCUGGAUCGGUUCCUCCUUCACCAUCGUUCUUUUCAGAGCUAGCGAAUGUUUUAGAAGUUUUAUCUCUGUUAAGUGAUAAAAUCGUUGUUGCGGGAGAUUUUAAUGUUCAUAUGGAGAGAAAAGAUGAUCCAAGCACAGUCUCACUCAAUGAGGUUUUCGAUUGUUUUCAGUUGGUCAACAGGAUUAACGAACCAACGCAUGAAUUAGGUGGUGUUUUGGACUUGAUCGUUACUUCUCGCUCUUUUCCUAUCUUUAAUAGUUUGAUAUUUUCCAGUGGAAUGUUAUCAGAUCAUGGAUUAAUCCAGAAAAAAGAUUAUUGGUGCAUUGGUAAAAUAAUUUCAAAAGAAUAUUUUGGAGGAAAUUCUUUGGGAAAACUUGAAAAUCCUUCUAUAAAAAAAAAGAGAUAUGGACCAAAGUAUACUUAG
This is a messenger RNA of Helobdella robusta, 1578 nucleotides long. RefSeq lists its product as hypothetical. Bases 1 to 1578 code for a protein of 525 amino acids. Gene Ontology annotation, molecular function: catalytic activity. The transcript is spliced from 4 exons. The record is from RefSeq and is a predicted model, not a curated record. Lineage: Eukaryota; Metazoa; Annelida; Clitellata; Rhynchobdellida; Glossiphoniidae.